GAGCAAAGAAAGAAGCCCAGGCCGAUUGUAGGCGGGUCUUAUAUACGCCCCGCCGAAUACUCCAGCUGCACCUGCACACAAACAUAAUUAACAAAGCCACAAAAGAAGAAGGGGUCGUAACACCACCCCCCAUAAAAACGGGGGUCAUGGGGAGUCAUCCCCGUGAACCACCGAAACAAAACCAAAACAAAAACAAACGUGUACAAACACCCAACCAAAUUUACCCUCACCAUCACCUCCACCGGCACCUAAAGGGGAAGAGAAGGUGAGAAACAGGGCAACCACCACACACCAGGGAACCCACAGACCGAACCACAGGAGCCCUCGACAACGCAUCAGCUCUAGCAAUGUCACGCCCCGACCGAACACAGCAGGGGUCAUCCGGCACCGGAACGGACGACCCGGCACGUUUUAAGAAAAGCAGACACAUCUUUUUUCGCCCCCGGCCAGAAAAAAUGCCUGCGGAGAUGCAAAUAUGUUUUCCGCACACCAAAAUGACCAGAGUCGUCAUGAGCAACUCCGAGGACAACAGUGCGAAAUAUAGAUGGAACCACCAGCUGAAACACAACCUCACGCGCCCGGUCGCCCCCAAAUGUCCACUUCCGAAACAAUAAACCAUCAUGCACAAAGUACCCACUCGCCACGCUUGCUAUUGCCGCCCCUGGGACAGCCAGACCAAAGGCCACUGUCAAAGACGGAUCAGCACGCUGUUCCCGGACCAACUCCUCGUGAGACACCUCAAGAGGAAAAUCUGCCACAGACAAAGCAACGUCCUCCCUCACAGCGACCGCAUCCUGCGAAGCCGCGCACAUAGCACGCAUAUCGGCACACGCUGGAAACACCCUAGGAGGCGGAGACAACCCACCCCCCUGAACAGACGGACACAGCGCAACCACAGGGGAGGCUGUCACACGAACACCACUGUCACCAACAAGCGAACCGGCAGCGCGCAGCAAGAAGGGAUCAGCAGACCAAACACGGCCGCCCGCCAGGCCAUUCCCCAAAAUAAAAUGAAUUCCAUCCACGGGCAACGCGGCCCGCACGCCCACAGACACUUCCCCACGCACCAGCUCACAGUCCAAAACCACUCUAUGCAACGGAGUAGGCAACGUCGUCAAGCCCAUGCCACGACCCACAACAUAAUCACCAGUAGCCGAACGGGAAGAGAACGGGAGGACCGAACCCACGACAUACGAAUCAUACGCACCCGUGUCUCUCAGAAUCCGAAUAGGAGUCUUCGAAGGAAAUGAAGUGCACACUCCAGCAGCGGCAACAGGAGAACCACCCGGAUCUGCAAACGCGGUCGGAUUAACAUUCUGUGCCGAGGUUUUCCCCCUAGAUGACAACACAGGACAAUCCCCCUUCCAGUGGCCCCUCUCACGGCAGUAGUGGCACACGUCCGCCCCGGCACGCGCGUCAGACGACA
Messenger RNA from Melanotaenia boesemani (Boeseman's rainbowfish), 1426 nucleotides. RefSeq lists its product as uncharacterized. The record is from RefSeq and is a predicted model, not a curated record. The coding region runs from base 621 to 1250 and encodes 209 amino acids. The transcript is spliced from 2 exons. NCBI's taxonomy places the organism in Eukaryota, Metazoa, Chordata, Actinopteri, Atheriniformes, Melanotaeniidae.